Molecule: messenger RNA, 1437 nt
Organism: Sphenostylis stenocarpa
Lineage: Eukaryota; Viridiplantae; Streptophyta; Magnoliopsida; Fabales; Fabaceae
Source: the annotation of a GenBank genome assembly
AUGGAUUCUGUUCGUCUUGUACCAUCCAAAGGAAAUGGCAACGGCAAAAUCGAUAAGCCUCUGCACAUUGCGAUGCUUCCAUGGCUGGCCAUGGGUCACAUAUACCCAUACUUUGAGGUGGCCAAGAUUCUUGCUCAAAAUGGUCACCAUGUCACCUUCAUAAACAGCCCCAAAAACAUUGAUCGAAUUCCCGAAGCCCCCAAAACCUUACAGCCGUUCAUUAGAUUGGUGAGGUUACCCUUGCCACACGUACAGAAUCUUCCAGAAGGCGCAGAGAGCACGAUGGACAUUCCCACCACAAAUAACUGUUUCCUCAAGAAGGCUUAUGAUGGGCUCCAAGACGCCGUUGCUGAGUUGCUCAAGACUUUAAAACCUGAUUGGGUUUUCUACGACUUUGCAGCUGCGUGGGUCACCCCAAUAGCUAAGAGCCUCAACAUUCCGUGUGCACAUUACAACAUAACCCCAGCUUACAACAAAGUUUUCUUUGAUCCACCCAAGGACAAAAUGAAGGAUUACUCGAUUGAAAGCAUAUGUGGCCCUCCCACUUGGCUUCCUUUCACCACAACAAUUCGUCUCAGGCCUUAUGAGUUCUUCAGAGCAUUGCAGCGUAAUAAAGACGAGGAGACAGGAGAAAAGGCUGAUUUUGAUCUCAACAAAGCAUAUUCCAGCUGUGACUUGUUUCUUCUCAGAACCUCCAGAGAGCUUGAGGGAGAGUGGUUAGAUUAUCUUGCUGGGAACUACAAGGUCCCUGUGGUUCCAGUGGGGUUGCUUCCACCAUCCAUGCAGAUAAGAGAUGCCGAAGAGGAAGAUAAAAACCCUGACUGGGUAACAAUCAAGGACUGGCUGGACACACAAGAGUCAUCUUCAGUGGUGUACAUUGGAUUUGGGAGCGAGUUGAAGCUGAGUCAGCAAGACCUCACUGAGUUGGCUCAUGGCAUUGAGCUUUCUGGGUUGCCUUUCUUUUGGGCUCUAAAGAACCUAAAAGAGGGGGAACUUGAGUUGCCAGCGGGGUUUGAGGAGAGAACGAAGGAUCGUGGGAUUGUAUGGAAGAGUUGGGCACCCCAGCUGAAGAUAUUAGCUCAUGGGGCAAUUGGGGGAUGCAUGAGUCACUGUGGUUCUGGUUCUGUCAUUGAGAAGCUUCAUUUUGGGCAUGUUCUUGUCACUCUUCCGUAUUUGCUAGACCAAGCCCUGUUUUCAAGGGUGUUAGAGGAAAAGAAAGUGGCGAUUGAGGUGGGAAGGAACGAGAAAGAUGGGUCCUUUACCAGGGACUCUGUGGCGAAGACAUUGAGGUUUGCCAUUGUGGAUGAGGAGGGAAGUACCUUAAGAAACAAUGCAAAGGAGAUGGGGAAGGUUUUCAGUUCGGAAGAACUUCAUAAUAACUACAUUCAAGAUUUCAUCGCUGCGCUUCACAAAUACAGGAUUCCUUUCAGCAGCUAA